UAUAGAGAGAGAGGCAGAAAAAAGUCGGAAACGUAAAACCCUCAAACUCAUCAAGGAGGCGCCGAGGAAAACUAGAGGAUCAAGAAAAUGCAGAUCUUCGUCAAAACCCUAACGGGGAAGACCAUUACGCUGGAAGUUGAGUCCAGCGACACCAUUGACAAUGUCAAGGCCAAGAUUCAGGAUAAGGAGGGUAUUCCCCCCGAUCAGCAACGGCUUAUCUUUGCCGGAAAGCAGCUCGAGGAUGGCCGCACUCUGGCCGACUACAACAUCCAGAAAGAGUCAACACUGCAUUUGGUUCUAAGGCUUCGUGGUGGGAUUAUUGAGCCAUCUUUGAUGGCAUUGGCCAGGAAAUAUAACCAGGACAAGAUGAUCUGCCGCAAAUGUUAUGCACGCCUGCAUCCCCGUGCUGUCAACUGCCGUAAGAAGAAAUGUGGUCACAGCAAUCAGCUGAGGCCAAAGAAGAAAAUCAAGUAGACGGCUGAUCUUAAGGAUGAAAUGUUGUGGUUCCUUAUAUAUCACUUCAAUGCGCUCUGUAGAGUCUUAGAUUAUGUGCCCGUUUGUUAAGGAUUCAAUUUUGUAGUUCGGACUUCAGAACUUUUGUUGCAUUACAUUGAUUAUGAGAUGGUGUUGUUUUCUUUUUGAAUCUAUUUUAUUGAUGAAACGUGUUAAUUUGUUUUUCUCA
Molecule: messenger RNA, 682 nt
Organism: Cucumis sativus (cucumber)
Lineage: Eukaryota; Viridiplantae; Streptophyta; Magnoliopsida; Cucurbitales; Cucurbitaceae
Product: ubiquitin-60S ribosomal protein L40
Exons: 5
Coding region: 88-474 (128 amino acids)
Biological process (GO): translation; protein ubiquitination; modification-dependent protein catabolic process
Cellular component (GO): cytoplasm; nucleus; ribosome
Molecular function (GO): structural constituent of ribosome; protein tag activity; ubiquitin protein ligase binding
Source: RefSeq, a predicted model, not a curated record